UGCUCAGUGUUCCAGGGGAAUUCCAGCCAGAAAGAGUAUCCAAAUUUCCCCGUUUCACUCUCUCUCUCUAUUAUCUCUCGAGGGUUUAUUUCAUAUACAGAGUUCACACGCGAAGGAACUACAAGUGGAGAAAUCCGAACCAGUAAAAUCCAGAGUUUUCCGGCGAAGGAAGCGACGGAAUCCGGCGAUUUCGGGAAUAUAAGAGGGAGAAUCUGUUCAUCCGUCCAUCCGUCCUUUUCAUCUUUUGCAUUUUUUUUUCUUUUCCUGAUUCAAAGUUUUCCGUUACCCUCGGAUUGAUCCUCUUGGGUCAACUCGAAGAGAUGACUCGUCAGAUCGUGCUCCGCCGCGAACCACUUCUGGCGAACGAGAAUCAGAAGAUGAGGUUCGCCGAGGUCGCCGGAGGGACCACCGCAGAUUGCGCCGCCGUAUGCUGUUGCUUCCCUUGUGGACUUGUGAACCUGCUAAUCCUAGCCACGUAUAAAUUGCCUAAGGGGCUAUGUAGGAAAGCAGCGUUGAAGUUGAAAAACAAGAAUAAGCAGAAGAAGGGACAGAGCAUGAAGAACGGUCUAUUGCCGCGUACGUGUGGAUUCGACGAUACAGAGUCGCAGGUACACCCAGUUUCGGUGGAUUUGAGGCCUUUGGAUAACUCCGAUGAGGAUGACACGACGGCGAAGAAGGUUCUAGAGUUGGAGAAGGAGAUGUGGGACCGGUUCUAUGGUGCUGGUUUCUGGAGAAGUCCUUCCCAGAGGGAUAUUACGGGUUAGGUAAUAGAGAGACUGAAUUUUGUAAGAAACGGUUUAAACAAUUUUAAUAACUCAAUCAUUGUUUCUCUC
Macadamia integrifolia is the source of this 833-nucleotide messenger RNA. RefSeq lists its product as uncharacterized. NCBI's taxonomy places the organism in Eukaryota, Viridiplantae, Streptophyta, Magnoliopsida, Proteales, Proteaceae. The record is from RefSeq and is a predicted model, not a curated record. The coding region runs from base 321 to 764 and encodes 147 amino acids. The transcript has 2 exons.